Messenger RNA from Aspergillus ruber CBS 135680, 5583 nucleotides. RefSeq lists its product as uncharacterized. Gene Ontology annotation, biological process: regulation of transcription by RNA polymerase II. Gene Ontology annotation, molecular function: transcription coregulator activity; double-stranded DNA binding. The coding region runs from base 1 to 5583 and encodes 1860 amino acids. The record is from RefSeq and is a predicted model, not a curated record. The transcript is spliced from 11 exons. NCBI's taxonomy places the organism in Eukaryota, Fungi, Ascomycota, Eurotiomycetes, Eurotiales, Aspergillaceae. Gene Ontology annotation, cellular component: nucleus.
AUGUCUACCAUGGAGACCCUUAAAGCCCUCACGGCAGACCAGAUCCAGAAGGGAAUUGACAACUCCUCAAUUUUAACCCAGCCUCUACCAUCCAUUGACCUGAUAGUCGAUGAGUCGAAACUCGACUACCGCCCAAAUUUUGUCGCCGAUGUGCCAACCGACGAGGCCCCCGAAGCCAUUCCAGAUUCCUCCUCUGAGAGUGACGAUGAUCAACCACCCACUCCCAACGAGGCCACCAGUCAACUCGCUGACUUUAAGGUUACAGACCUAGAUCAGACAGUUAUUGGAGGCGCAGUCGUGGAAAAUGUCUGCUUGGUCGUGCCUGAUGAACAUGCGGCAUCAUUUGCUGGCCUACCUGUUAUCCCGAUCAAGGGGAGUGCCGGUGUUCAAGCCCAGAUGCUAGCUUCGGUGCCAAAGGAUAAGGCGGAAGGACGUUCAAAUCAGCUUCCGGUUUUGCUUUUGCCGGAUGAGAAGCCAACGACGACGGCGGUUGCCGCUGCUGUAGAGAAACAGCCGCAGGCCGACGCUGUUGCCCUGGCUGAUAUAAUCAAGAAUACCCCGAAGAUCGAAGAGGAUGCUGACAGUGUUGGCGGUGACAAGGAAAUUGCCAAGACUGAGCUUGAUGGUUAUGUGUUGUCGGGGGAUAUCAAGAAUUUUUUUGGUAUCAAAGGUUUGAAAGCUAAACUGUACAAGUUCAAAGGCCCGGGGAAGAAAAUAAACAAGGAAAGUGAGUCCGGAGUUGAAGAACAGGAUGGCGACGCCGAAGCCAACGGGAAUGACGACGCCAACGCAAAUGACGACGACAAGGUCAAGGGCGACGGCGAUGCGGAUGACAACGUAGACAGCGAAGAUGAUUCCGAACCAGCCCGCGAAAAAGUCAUCCUCAACCCGGACAGCUACGCCCUAAAAGGAAAGCCCCUGGGAACACUGUUCCCUUUCAUCAACGACAUCGACCUCCAAAAAAUGCCCAUCACGAACCUGGCGUUUACCUAUUGCGAGGAGAAGCAAAGUGCCUUCUUCCCUCCCGGACUGCGCCUUGAAGCCGACGUUGAGCUCAAGAACAGCAUGCAGUGGGCGAGUGAUGCGCUGAAGUCCAUGUUCGCUGGCCAGGAUACCCCGAAGUCUAUCCAUCUCAGUGCGCAUCUCGCAGAUAAGAGAGAUUGGACUAAGCGGCCUACUAUUGAGAAGUUUGUUCUUCAGGGUUACUUUCACGAUAUGGGGUUGAAGACUUGGGAUCUUCUCCAGUUCAAGACUAUGGGGAUUGAGAUUACUGGCACAAAGGCUGGUAGAAGCAAGAACGGUAAUAAGGAGGAAGGUAACGAUGAUGGAAAGGGUGAAGAAGACGAAGGUAAGUUGGAAGGUAAGGAUAACACCUCUGCUGAAGACGCUCCCAAAGACACCACCGAAGUGAAAUCGAAGAAGCCGAAGUCUGGGGCUGUUGACAAACCCGAACCUGCAACGAAUGACAACGAGCCUGAGACCACGGACAGUGCUGAGGAUGCGACUGAAACUCAAAAGGCAGACGACAAGGAAGAAGAUGACGAGAAGAAAAAGCCCAAAGAAAAGCAGUCAUGGAACUUUGGUUUUGGCUUCUUUGGUACGCUGAUGUUUACCAAAGCUCCUCAUGCCAAUGCUCCUGUCGAGUUAAACUACCGCAUUGGUCGGGACUUUGAGGUCGUCGAAAGUGCAGAUGAUGCGGAUGAAAAGAAUGAUGAUAAGGACGAGAAGGACGAGAACGGUGACAAAGAUGACAAAACAGAUACAGAGAAGAAUGCCAAAGUCGACAAAGACACGACACAGCCUCCCGCCAAAGCCGUCGCCAAGGUUGAUGCCAAAACAACUGUUGGAAAAACCUCGAAAAAGCUUCGCAAGCCCGAAAAGCAAUGGUCGGAUGGCGAGCACAAGAGAAUGUGGAAUGUGGUUAUCUGGUGCGACAAGUGGGACGAUAUCUACGGUAUCGAGAAUGUCUCGUUGAAAAAAGCCGAGUUCAAGUCAUCUUUCGAACAAGGUAAAUUCAAGGAGACCGUGCGUCUGGACCUAUUGGCAGAUUUGGAGCUGGGAGGUGGAACUUUUACGGCUACAGGGGUGAUUUCGAAGAAUGAGAACUCCUUGGAUGCCAAGAUUGGCGACCUCAAGUUGAGUGAGAUCAAGAAGAUUCACGCACAAAUUGCCGGCUAUGAAGUACCAGAAGACAAUAAGGAUACAGACACCAAGGCCAAGGAGGAAGAAGAGGAGACCGAUGCAAAAGAGGAAGCCAAAGGAAACGAACUCAUCUUCAAGAAUCUCCAUCUCAACCUGUCCAGCAAGAAGUGCAAGGAAGAGAAGACGACAGAAAGAUCUUUGCAACUGGACGGUCAUGUUACGUUCAACGAACAUGCCAGUGCCAGUGCCCUGCUUAAGAUUAAUCAGGAUGGUUUGACAAUCAACGGGGAUAUUCAGGAGUUCAAUAUUCCCGAUACAAGCGUCAAGAUCCAAGAGGCAGGUUUGAAUAUUUAUGUCGCCUUUAACCAGAACAAGAAGAAGAAAAUCAAGGGCAAGAAGGGUAAAAAGACAACCAAAUCCGUCAUCGACAAGCCUGGAGCCACUAAGCAAAACAGCAAAGCCGAGCCCGUUAAUGAGGAGAAAGCAGUCACCGAUGGAGAGAAAGAAGUAACAGAUCCAGAUGCAGAAGAAAAGAAAGAGGAUGAUAAACCCACAAAGCCCAAGCGAGAAAGCCAGUUCUCCAUCCUCGGGAUCGUUAAGAUCGAAGAGUUCGUGAUCACGGUUGGUCUUCACGUCGAGCAAAAGAAGGACAAGAAGAAUCGCGAGUGGCUUGCCAUCGGCAGUGUCAAGAGCGUCAAAUUGUCCAAGCUUUGGCCCGAGCUGCAGGGGGGUUUCUUGGACUUGGAGCUGGACAAUCUGGCACUGAUUGGCUCAUCAGAGGAGAGAAAAGUAAAGGAAGAGAGUGAAGAAAAGGACAAGGAAAAGAGUGAGGAAAAGAGUGAGGAAAAGAGUGAGGAAAAGAGUGAGGAAAAGAGUGAGGAAAAGAGUGAGGAAAAGAGUGAGGAAGAAAGUGAGGACGAAAAACCAGCAAGCUGGGAUGUCCUCGCAAAGGUGGAUUCGUUUAACUACCCUAUUGCCAAAGGCGUCCAACUGUGCGCAACCAUUCGGAAAUUCGAUGCACUUGAGAAGCUCAACAACAACCAAAAGCUUGAUGGCCUUGUGUUAAUAGUGGGCUUCUCUUUCGAUGGAAAGCUCGAGGUAAGAAUCAACAUGCCGAAGUCUAUGGAGAUUCCUCUCCGCGACUACGCGAAACUCGGCGAGUUCGGUGCUGCCAUAGCUACAGACAACGGUCUUCCUUACCUGCAGCUCAACGCAACCUUGAAAAUGCUGUUCGACGACCAGCCUCCAAUCAGGGUCAGAGGUAACAUUAAGGGAGCCAUCGACCGUGCCGAGGGACAGCUCUAUAUGGACUCGAAGGAUAGCUGGGUCAACCCAUUCAGUUUGAACAAGAACGUGGUCGUGUCGAAACUGGGCAUUGGUGCCGGAUUCAAGUACGCGACGGUCGUUGUUCACGGACCAGAUCGUUUGGAGGCAGCAGGAAAGAUCCGAGUGGGCAAAGAGUUCGAGGCAGACAUGGCUUUAAGUCUAGGCAUUGGCAAGGACCAAGUCAUUUCUUUUAACAUCAGCGAAAUCAAUAUUAUGGAGCUUGUGAAGCUCGCUGGGGAAAUGGCUGAUAUUAAGGCCCUAAAAAACAUCGAAGGUGCUGAUGAUAUUCUCAUCUUCCGUGACUUGGAACUAUAUCUCUCAACGGGUGCAAAUGUCUUUGAUGUCUACUAUGAACGCGGUAUCCAUAUCAAAGGAAGUGUGGAGUUUCUCAAAAAGAAAGGCGACUUUGAAGGACGUCUCAACGACGACGGUUUCAUGAUCAAAGCAGGCGUCGAUAACUUCAACAUCGGUGGCCUUGAACUCCGAUCUGCCAGAGACGAUGGGAAACGGGCGUCUGUAGACAUCUCAAUGACGAAGGAGACGCAGAAGAUCCUAAUUGAUGGGAUGAUCCGUUUUCAUUCUUUGCACCUGAAGAUGUACAUUGACGCCGAUGUGCAGGAAAGACGUCUGGAUGCCGAUGUUUCUAUCCAAUUCUUGGAGCAACUUUCCUUCAAGAUGAAGGCAAAGGCCAGGAUCCCCGAGACCAAGACACUGGACGGGCUGCUGGUCAGAUUUGAAGCAGAGCUCAGGCCUGACCUCUUCGGUGCAAUUUUCGAUGGCAUUAACAACGGAAUUGAUGCGAUCGGAAAACUUGCAACGCAAACCAUCGACGACGCCAUCAAUGACCUUCAGGGACAAAUUAAUACGCACGAAGGCGAACUGGCCAUUAUGAAAAAGGAUUUAGACGAGUUGAAGCUGAAGUCGGAUGGAGAGGUCCUAAAGCGACAAACGGAGGUCAAUAAAAAGAACGACGAACUGACCAAGUUGAGAAACGAACUCGACCAAUAUACCGAAGCUGUCAAAGAUGCCCGGGCUGAAAAGAACCAGAUCAAUGAUGAAAUUAAAAAGAAGGAAAUAAAAAGAGAUAGUGUGAAGCGUCAACUCGAUAACAAAGUGCGAGAAAUGACAACUGAAUAUGAGAACAAGGUGGCCGAGCAACGGCAAAAGCAGGCGGACUGGGAGAAAAAGAAGAAGAGUCUUGAAGACCAAAAGGAAGCCUCAUGGGGAGAUGCUCUGAGAAACAGCGAAAAUGCAGAAAGGAGCUGGCGUUGGUGGGAAGACCAAGUGCAUCAGGCAUGGGUCUGGAAGGAACAGGCCUGGACAAUUCAUGUGAAUGCUGGAUUUUUUGAUAAGCUUCCGACUUGGCUUAAAUUCCAAGAAGCUAAUGUCGGCCUGGAGCAAAUCAAAGCCCGCCGGGAUAUUAACAACGAGAUUCUCAAACUUGGAAAGGAAAUCGCGAGCACUCCUCUCUUUAGGCAAAUUGAAAGCGGCAUCAAUGAUGCCGUCAGAGAAAUCGACAAGUUCGGUAGAGCACUGGACUCGCUGACAAGGAAAGGUGUUUAUGGCUAUAUUGAAGAAAUGUCGAGGGACGAACGAACUGAGCUAGAUCGCCAAAUCAAACAACUGAAUGAGCUCUGGAAGAAGAGCAAGGAGUUAGAAGCUAACCUCCAAGAGGCAAUUAAUGCACUUAACAGGAACGAGGGUAGAAUAACAAGCCACGAGAGGACAGUGCAGUCGCGCAUUUUGGAGCUUGAGCAAGAGAUCGAGCUCAAGCCUUUCGAAGAUGCGUAUCGGAACAAGAAGAAUGACCAUGACAGAGUCGUUGCGCAAGUUCAAGUUAUCCAGCAAGCCCUCAAAGAUAUCAAAAGCGGUAUCGAUGCACAAACCAAGGCAGCGAAGGAAGUUGUCGAAGCGCUCAAAAAGGCAACGCCCCGGAUCACGCUCAUUGUCGUCAAGGCCAGCACCGAGGUAUUCGCUAAGAAUGAGCCGCUUGUUUUCUCGGUUGAUGUAGCGUGGAUAGGAGAGACAAAGAGGUAUGAGGUGACAUGGUCGCCGGGUUCAAAACCAGCAGAUUUGUACAAGGACAUUGCAGACAAGGUGGUCGGCUUCCGUUGA